Messenger RNA from Ambispora gerdemannii, 327 nucleotides. Lineage: Eukaryota; Fungi; Glomeromycota; Glomeromycetes; Archaeosporales; Ambisporaceae. The record is from the annotation of a GenBank genome assembly.
AUGUCUUCUAUAAAACCCGUCAUCGAUAAACUACUAAAAUCCUACAACAAAGAAACACCGCAGAAUCUAAAACUCAUUGAUGCUUAUCUAGCGUUUAUUCUUGUUUCGGGCAUCUUGCAAUUUGUGUAUGUAUUAUUAGCUGGUACAUAUCCGUAUAAUGCUUUUUUGGCAGGGUUUAUUUCAACAGUAGGACAAUUUGUGUUAGCUGUAAAUGACAAAUGUGUUUAUGAAUCGUCCAUCAUUCAAUAUAAAAUAGCUGGUCUACGGAUACAAGCUAAUUCGAAGAAUGCUGGCGAAUUUAAGACAAUUUCUCCCGAGAGGUAUUAA